AUGAAGGCUAGUAACAUUGAAAGUAUGUCAGACGGGAGACAUUUCUUAUGUUUACUUAGAAGAUACUUUCCAGAAAUCGAGGUUCCAUAAUUUAAAAAAAAUAUAUCAAUAGUUUCUCGUAUAGAAACUCUUACAUUAGUAGCUCGCUAUUGUUCAAAACUAGACAAUUCAAUAAAGAUUGAUGUUUUGAAAAUAGCAAACAAGGAGUCUCAUAUGAUUCUAAAUUUACUUAAGUUUAUAAAAUCAAUUCUAGAUAAAACUCCAAUAAAAAAAUAAAAUAUCAAGGAAGAAAUCCCAACUAUAAUUAAAGGGUACAAACAAGAGUGCCAAAAGAUAAAUGAAGAGAUUGUAAUAAUUCCAAAUCCAAAAAAAUAAACAGUUGAUUAGGAAAUAUAAACUAUGGCAAUUUAAGAAGUGAAACCUUUACAAGUUUUAUAAGAAAAAAUAAAAAAAAUUUUAUAAUCCAAAUUGCAGAGCCCUCAUUUAGAAUUAGAAAUACUCUAAUUGUUAGAGAAAGAUAAGGAGGUAGCUAUUCUCUAACUAAAUUAUUAAAUGAAAGCAUCUAGAGCAAGUCUGAAUCCAUCAAAACUCACAGAGUUUAUGUCCAUUCAUAGUAGUUAGUUUUAUAAUGGAGGGGAAUAGAAUUUACUUGAACCUGAAUAAUGUUUUUAUCAGAAUCAACCAAGCAAAAAGAACAUAAAUGAUGAUAGUUUAUUUCAAGUUAGUGAUGAAAAAUAACAUUAUUGA
Paramecium tetraurelia is the source of this 747-nucleotide messenger RNA. RefSeq lists its product as uncharacterized. NCBI's taxonomy places the organism in Eukaryota, Ciliophora, Oligohymenophorea, Peniculida, Parameciidae. The record is from RefSeq and is a predicted model, not a curated record. The transcript has a single exon.